Messenger RNA from Puccinia graminis f. sp. tritici CRL 75-36-700-3, 564 nucleotides. RefSeq lists its product as uncharacterized. The transcript has a single exon. The record is from RefSeq and is a predicted model, not a curated record. Bases 1 to 564 code for a protein of 187 amino acids. Lineage: Eukaryota; Fungi; Basidiomycota; Pucciniomycetes; Pucciniales; Pucciniaceae.
AUGCAACCACCGGAGGCAGAGCAAUCUCAUUCCCAACCUCAAGAUCAACCGACGGAACACCAGCCUCAGACUCAGAUGUAUUAUCAUCCGAACGGCUACUACUAUCCGUACCAGCCGAUGAAUCAGCCUCCUCAGAAUCAGUGUUGGCCCCAACAGGGGUACAACCAAGAUUACUCAACUUACCAACAAGGCUACUACCCUCCUCAACAAUGGGUAAACAACCAGACGGCCCAAGCGGAACUGCCGAUCCCGCCCCAACCGACAAAAAAGAGGGAAAACGGUCAAGCUCCGAAGAACAAUCGCAACCGUCCGCGCAACAGAAAGGAAAAGGGACCAAGUUGGGUACCUCCUCCCAACUCCAAUCGAGUCCCUCCGGACUCAAACUCUAUGAGCGCCAGGGAAAGACGUCGGCGAGCCCAUCAACUCUCCAUUCACCAGGAGAUGAUAAGACUCAGUCGCACGACGCAGGCUCAAUAUCAAGCUCUAGAGUCUAUGAGAAAUCAGAACGCAGGGGGCGGGAGUCGUCAUCAACCCCGAGAGGACGCGCAGACUCCAAGAAAUUAA